Molecule: messenger RNA, 1924 nt
Organism: Poecilia reticulata (guppy)
Lineage: Eukaryota; Metazoa; Chordata; Actinopteri; Cyprinodontiformes; Poeciliidae
Gene: ubr7
Product: ubiquitin protein ligase E3 component n-recognin 7
Cellular component (GO): cytoplasm
Molecular function (GO): zinc ion binding; ubiquitin protein ligase activity
Source: RefSeq, a predicted model, not a curated record
CUUUAUUUCAUUUGUGGGAGAAGCUCUGACAUUGUUACUGUAAAGUCGAAGCUGUUUUCCUGUCGCGGAUAAAAUGAUUUCCUCCAGAACAAGGCGGAGCUCGAUGUGAGCAGGAUGACGUCACGUUUACAGCCCAGCAGCGAUGAAGCUCAACUUCCUGUUAAUGAGCCAGCGGCCAACUCUCCGCCAUCUUGGCUCAAUUAUAUGGAAAAUGUUGAAGACAACAUGGCUUCUGAGAUGCUAAUCAGGUUCUAGAUACAUGGUUGCCAUGGUUACGCACUACAUCUCUUCAAAAGUAAAAGUGUAACAUCCUCCCAGCUGCUCAGCAUCCAGAACCAAAGGGGAAAACUGUCCAAACAGAACUCGAGUCAGAAAAGAACCGAGCAGAACCAGAACUGCUCUAGCAUGCUGCCACCACAGGGGGCGCUGCUGUAGUUUAGUGCCCAAAGUGGGUCCUGGAGGCACCUGCAGGUUUUAGUUCUGCCCCUGGCGCCAUGACAACCUGUUCAGCUUGUCAAUGUUGAGGUCUAACGAGCCUCAUCUGAUCCAGGUGCGUUAAACCAGGGAGAGACUAAAACAUGCAGGAUGCCGGGAGACCAGGACCCACUUUGGACGCCCCUGUUUUACAGGGACACACCUGUCAAGGAAGCAGGAUGAGCGAGGAGCAGACGGUGUCUCUGGUGGACGUUCUGGAGGAGGAUGAGGAGCUGGAGGAGGAAGCUUCGGCCGUGCUGGCAGGAAGUGAUUCCGAUCACUGCUCCUAUCCUCAGGGCUACGUGAAGCGGCAGGCGCUGUACGCCUGCAACACCUGCAUGCCGCAGGGCGGCGAGGCCGCUGGCGUCUGCCUGGCCUGCUCCUACACCUGCCACGAAGGUCACGACCUCUUCGAGCUCUACACCAAGAGAAAUUUCCGCUGUGACUGUGGAAACAGGAAGUUCUCUGAGCUGCAGUGUAAACUACAUCCUGAGAAGGACAACGCCAACACUCUGAAUAAAUACAGCCAUAACUUCUUCGGCCUCUACUGCACCUGCCGCCGGCCGUACCCUGACCCUGAUGACCAGGUGGAGGAUGAGAUGAUCCAGUGUGUCGUCUGUGAGGACUGGCUGCAUGGCAGGCACCUGGGUUGUGCGGUUCCUGACUGUGUGGAGAUGCAGGAGAUGAUCUGUGAGUCCUGCAUGAACCAACAUGUUUUUCUCUGGGCCUACGCUGCUCACCUAGCAGUGCAGGGUCCAGCGCUCCAGACCAAGGAGGAGAAAGGAGAGCAGUCAGAGGCUGGUGUCCCUAAAAAGGAGGAGAAGGGCGAAGAGGUCGUCGAGCCCGGCUGUAAACGCAGCCGGCAGGAGGCGGAGCCAAGCUGCAGACUGAAGGCGCUGCAGGAAGCGGGUCAGAAGACGGACCAAUCAGGAGCCGUGUUCUGGCCCUCAGGGUGGCGCUCCAGGCUCUGCUCCUGCUCCACCUGCCAGGUGCAGCUGGCUGACGCCGGACUGUCCUUCCUGUUGGACGAAGCGGACACCGUCCUCGCCUACGAGAACAAAGGAAAGACCAACGAGCAGAGACAGCAGGGACACGACCCGCUGAUGUCCGCGCUGGACAACCUGAACCGGGUCCAACAGCUCGAGAUCAUCCACGGCUACAACGACAUGAAAACUGAACUGAAGGACUUCCUGCAGACGUUUGCGGCUGAAGGAAAGGUCGUGACCUCUGAUGACAUCCGUCAGUUCUUCGAGCAGCAGAGUCGUAAGAGGCGUCGAUCCGAUUCCGGACCGUUCUUCUCCUGAUCGCUUCCCGGGAAAAACUCAACUUCUUCUUCUUCAGUUUUAUGUUUUCUGAAUUUGUUCUUUGGGAUGUUUUUAAGCUGAAUGUCUCUUAGUUUCAUCUUCAUGUUUUCUUACUUGUGAGAAUAAAAUUUACGCUGAGCAAUAAA